Nothoprocta perdicaria is the source of this 2579-nucleotide messenger RNA. It is a transcript of the gene SCAMP5, whose product is annotated as secretory carrier membrane protein 5. The coding region runs from base 89 to 796 and encodes 235 amino acids. Gene Ontology annotation, biological process: protein transport. The record is from RefSeq and is a predicted model, not a curated record. The transcript has 6 exons. Lineage: Eukaryota; Metazoa; Chordata; Aves; Tinamiformes; Tinamidae. Gene Ontology annotation, cellular component: recycling endosome membrane; trans-Golgi network membrane.
UCUUUCUCUUGUUUUCCUCCAGCUUUGGCGGAGAUCGGAACUGUUUCCCUGUGCUUUCCUGCUGGAGCAAGAGGCUGAGAGCACCAACAUGGCAGAAAAAGUGAACAACUUCCCUCCCCUCCCGAAGUUCAUCCCRCUGAAGCCAUGUUUCUACCAGGACUUUGACGCGGAAAUCCCACCGCAGCACCGCACCAUGGCCAAGCGGCUUUACUACCUCUGGAUGCUGAACAGCAUCACCUUGGCGGUGAAUCUCGUGGGCUGCCUCGCAUGGCUCAUUGGAGGCGGUGGAGCUGUUAACUUUGGACUCGCCAUUCUCUGGCUCAUUCUCUUUACGCCCUGCUCCUAUGUCUGCUGGUUUAGACCUAUUUACAAAGCUUUCAAGACAGACAGCUCCUUUAGCUUCAUGGCCUUCUUCUUCACCUUCAUGGCGCAGCUGGUGAUCAGCAUCAUCCAAGCGGUGGGAAUCCCUGGCUGGGGUGUCUGCGGCUGGAUUGCAGCAAUUUCCUUCUUUGGGACCAACGUGGGCUCGGCCGUGGUCAUGCUGAUCCCCACUGUCUUGUUCACUGGGAUGGCGGUCUUCUCCUUCAUCGCCCUCACCAUGGUGCACAAGUUUUACCGGGGCAGCGGUGGGAGCUUUAGCAAGGCCCAGGAGGAGUGGACCACGGGUGCCUGGAAGAACCCGCACGUGCAGCAGGCCGCGCAGAACGCCGCGGCGGGCGCCGCGCACGGGGCCAUGAUGCAGCACGAGACGCAGUACUCGGCCACCCCCAACUACACCUACUCCAACGAGAUGUGAGCAGCCGGACCUUGGCCUUGGGUGCUGGAGCUUGGGCGGGGAUGAGUGGAGGAAGAGGAGGAGGAAGACGGCUGAGCCGAUUUGCCACARCUCCCUGGGAAAGGUGGAGCGCACCAGAACGGAUGGAUCUUUUCCCCUGUUCCUUGUAACGACACUUUUCUUUUUCUCUCACGGUCUUGAGCAAUUUUUUUCCUCCUUCUCUUUUCAUUUUGAAGAGGCGCCGAGCUGCCCCGCAGGACUCCUGCUGUGUGUGGUGAUAGGUGUAUAUUCCUGUGUCUUCUUUCCCCUGUGAACUAGUGUAUGGUGAUGGUUUUGAAAUUACUGUGGUGAUAGGUGUAUGUUAGAAGAACAUCAGCCAAAAGCCCUCCCUCGUCCUCCCAAAAAAAAAAAAAGAUAAAAAUAGCAACCAGCACCCAUCUCCCCUCUUGUGAUAAGAGCAGAACUACAGAUAUAUAUGUGUAUAUAUAUAUAUUUUUUCCUCUCUCAGUUGGUGGUGGUGGCCAGCCAUUUGCCACCUGGGGCAAACAGUCCUGGGAAUUCUUCUCCUUCUUGCUUUUUAACUAGCAGGUGGCCGGCAGAUUUAGUGGUGAAAAACAAACCAGUGACUUCAUUGUGCUGUGGGAAGCCGAGAGGCUUCCUGGCUCAGGACCUGCCCCUUCUGUCAGGCCCACGCUCUUGUAAAUGAGUAGUUGACCCUUUUGACAUGGUAGAGCAGUGUUAGUGCGUGGUUGUGACCGAGAGCCACAGUGCACUGUGUUUACGUGUGUUUGCUGCAGCAAGGCAUUUUUUAUGUAAAACUGGCGGAGGUUCUGCAUCCUGGCUCUGUGUUUUAAAGGAUUUUACUUCAAAAAAGGGACUCAAAUGGGCCGAAUGUUUCUCGGAGGACCUGCUCUUGGGCAAGGCUCUGGCUCCAAUCUUGCCACCUCAUAUGCAAGCACAUAAUACCAGUCUCACUGACUGGCUCCACAGGGUGAUCAAGACUGGGCCCUGUUACCUUCAAGGCAUACGCAAAUUUGGGGACCUUUAGCUAAAAGAUGGUGCUGGCAAUAACUCCUUGUCCCAUGGGACUUCCAGGAAAGUYGGUGGGACUUGGCCUUGCACCUCUGCUGGGGUUCCUUGCACAUAAGGGAUAUGGUGGCCCAGCAGGAGCUUUGUGGGGCAUCAGCCUCGUGGCCCCUGUCUCUCUUGUCACCAAGAGAUGCUUGUGAGUGAAAUGGGUCCCUGAGAAUCAUGCCGAAAAGGGGCUUAUUUCCUUCAUAUCCUAUGUGUACCAAGCGUAGUCACCUCUCGUGGGCACCACUCGAGCUGUUCAGCCGAAGGAGGUCGUCUCCUGACACGACUAAAGUGCAGCUAAUGAUAAAGAUGCCUCUGUGCGUGUGUGUGUGCGUGUGUGUGUUAAAUAUAUAUAUAUAUGUAUAAAACGUAAAGAGAAAACUAAUCCUUUGCUGAAUCUAUUAUGUACUUAAUCAGGUUUAAAUAUUGUGCAAUUCAUUUAAAGCUAGCCGAAAGCUGCCUCUGCCAAACAGUGUGCUCUGUCCUCCCGCCUGUGAGAAAUGAUGGAUUAUUGGUAAUACCAUUUUUUUUCCCCUGUGUUUAUGCACAAAGGCCGCAUGUAACACACUAUAAAUAACAGCCACAGCUUUGGUGUGCGGCCACCCUCUGCUGCGCGUGCGAGCGGGGCCUCCACCACGGCGAGGCGGAGGUUAUAAAAAUAACCCUUUUUAUUUCCGUUUUCCUGGAAACCCCAAUCCUGGGCUGUCAGGACUGAGCUAUCUCUGUGGCC